GGUGUAGACAAUGUCGAUGGCGCGGGAUCGCUCCCAGUUCUUUUCGAAGACCAAGAAGACACCAAUUCCCCACCAGAACCUACCUUGUCACGAAGAGCAAAGUCGUACUCGGAUUUCUACGACAUCGUCAAGGCCCAAAUAGGUGGAAAGCCACACCACAAGAAGAAGAAGGGGAGGAGGAUACGACAUGGCCGAACGUGGGAAGCAUUGGGCGUUCCGGAGUCUGUGGCGGCAAAGCUGCCGGUCGAACAGGACGCUCACGAUGCCGAGCUGGACAAGGAGCUACUGGAAGCAAGUCAACAGGAAUUCCUGUUGUACCACGAUCAGCUGGUCAUGACCGAACGACACUUGGGCACCCUCGUUGAAGAUGCGAAUAGUGCUCUCAAGGUUCUCGAAUCCCUGAGCCAGUCGUUCCGGGCAGUUGACGACCAAACCAGCUCUUUCAAGGCCCAAUGCGACGACCUACUCACAGAGCAGAAACGGUUGCAGAAGCUGGCCGAUGAUGUUGGCACAGAUCUUCACUACUACGCGUAUCUGGACAAUGUCAGCAGACGACUCAAUGCUCCAGGAGCAGGUCGACUUGUGGAGGACGACGCGUUUGCCGAUAUUUUGUCAAGCCUCGACUCUUGCAUAGCCUUCAUGACGAAAAACACGACGUACCGAGAUGCCGAGUCUUACCUUGCCCGCUAUCAGGCCCUGCUCACCAAGGCUCUGCACUUGCUCGAAGUUGGCUUCACCAAUCGCCUCAACCGAGUUUCUGCCGAAAUUUCCAAACAAAUACUGGCUACGCGGUCCGAGUCCGCACGGCACGCCCUGGCUUAUGGCCGGUUUGAAGAGACAUUGCUGGAGUCCUACUCCUUAAUACCAAACAUCCAGACCGUCAUCCGCAACGUCUACGAUCAAAACGGCCAUCCGCAAACAGCACUCAACUGGGACAUCUAUGCCAACACAGCCAACAACAUCUUCCACGCCUACUGGGCCGUCAGAGAAAGAGACCUGAAACCACUAAUUCAAAGCGACCUCGACGCCUUCCGCUCAGAAGCCAAGGAAUCCGUCGAGACCGCGGCCCGUAACUUCGUCAAGCAGUGCUACGAGCGUUCCUACAAUGAAGCCUCCCUCUUCCGGAAAAUCUUCGCCAUCGAGACCCAAUACUCAACCGACCCCAAAUCUGCCUUCACCGCCCUCAAAUCCUCCCACGCCGGGUCUUUGGUCACGGGCACAAACGUCGCCCCUGUCGCCACCAACCUCCAGUCUGUUCUCCACAAUAGCGACCUGAGAACAGUGUGCAACAUAAUAGGCUGGGUCACCAACGAGUAUCUCCUGUUGGACUUUGACGAGGAUGAAACCCCCUUUGUGGCUCACUGCAGGGAGCUCACCGCGCGGCUACUUACUGAGCACCUCUGGACGUUCACCGACGCUCUUUUCGAAGCCGAGAUAUCCAAAUCCAUCACCAAGGCCGCCGUCGCCCCAGACUCGCUCAAGAUCGGGCCAGUAACCAACAAUGACUCCUCUUCGAACGCUUUUCCCCCUAUCAAGCGAGCUAUU
Molecule: messenger RNA, 1545 nt
Organism: Podospora anserina S mat+
Lineage: Eukaryota; Fungi; Ascomycota; Sordariomycetes; Sordariales; Podosporaceae
Exons: 1
Biological process (GO): cytoplasm to vacuole targeting by the Cvt pathway; autophagy; Golgi organization
Cellular component (GO): cis-Golgi network; COG complex; membrane
Source: RefSeq, a predicted model, not a curated record